CGUCAUGGUGGAUUUAUCAAGUCAACGAAAUAAUAAAACAGCAUGUAGAUUCCCAAUUAACCACAAGUAACUCUCUUUAUAUUUUAUUCACUCAAUUAAAAAAGUAACUUUGCGGCAGCCUCCUAUUUGUUGAUAUUUACAAACCAUGAACGCGACAAAAUCCCAACCCAAAAAGAUCGUUGAAAUAAUCGACAAGCACCGACCCGACCUAUCCGAGUUCCAAGAUAUCUACAAAGAUUUCCACAAGCAACCCGAACUAGGAAGCAAAGAAGGAAGGACAUCGGGUAUCAUCGCCAAGCGCCUCAAGGAAACUGGCUUUGAUGUCCACGAGAAAAUCGGCGGCCAUGGAUUAGCUGCCGUGCUACGUAGGGGUGAUGGCCCAACCGUGCUGCUAAGAGCUGAUAUGGAUGCUUUGGCAGUCGAGGAGGAGACGGAUCUGCCUUAUAAGAGCACCGUAUCUAAGACUAUGCACGCAUGCGGUCAUGAUAUGCAUGUCACUUGCCUUCUCGCGGCUGCGAAAUUGCUCAAUGAUGCGAAGUCAGAAUGGUCAGGCACGCUGAUUUGCGUAUUCCAACCUAACGAAGAAAAUGGAGCAGGUGCUAAGGCAAUGGUGGACGAUGGGCUAUAUAAGAAGAUUCCUAAGCCUGAUGUUGCUUUUGGUCAACACGUUUCUCACUUGAAGACCGGGAUGUUAGCCAUUGGUUCUGGCGUCACUCUUUCCGCAGCAGAUUCAUUCAAGGUCACCAUCCACGGAAGGAGUGGGCAUGGAAGCCAACCGGAGAACUGCAUCGACCCAAUCGUGAUCGCGAGCUCCAUAGUAGUCCGCCUCCAGACCGUAGUAAGCAGGGUCGUUGCGCCUUCUGAAUCUGUGGUCGUUACAUGCGGCAGCUUCCACGGAGGAGUAUCAGAGAAUGCUAUUCCCGACGAAGUUGAGCUGAAGCUGAACAUCAGGACGCAGAGUGAGAAUGUGCGGAAGAGAGUCAUCGAAGCAGUGAAGCGGAUUAUCAUGGCUGAGUGCGAUGCUGGGGGCUGCACUCAACCGCCUGAUAUCGAGCCUACGUCGCGAUUCCCACUUACAAAAAACGACCCAAAGAUCGUUGAUACUCUCCACGAUGCAUUUAAGCCUCUCUUUGGCGAUAUUCCAAAUACAUCCGGGAUGGUUAGUGGCAGUGAGGAUUUCUCGGAUCUUGCUACGCCACACGAUAUCCCAUACGCAUUCUGGUUUUUCGGAGGGACAGAUGAAAAGAAAUGGGAUGAUGCGGUGAAGAAUGACACUGUCAAUCUCCUUCCACAUAACCAUAGCGCCAAGUUUGCACCGGUUAUUGAACCUACCUUGAAGGCGGGAUCGGAUGCAUUGGCUUUAGCAGCCUUGACAUUCUUGAAGACAUAGUAAGAUGUUGAAUGUUUGAUGUACAGAGGGUUGUUUAUGUAUAUUUAUUUGUCGCUUGAUUGGCGCGUGGUUAUCGAUGUUGCUGCCUGUCUGUAUCUUAAGAUCUUUACUUCAACCACUCAAAGCUUUACGUGUGUUACUGCACCUGGGUAGUUCACACAACACACCAUUAUAGAUCGAAAUGAAUUACCCUUGGCUUCCUCGAGUCCUCCAACCUGUCUUCAUCUGGACUCCUCGGACCUCCACGCCUGAAAUUCUAAGAGGCUCGAUAUCAAAGGCAUAUAACACCACCGAAGGACCGGAACGCCAGACAACGUAAUCUACAAAGACGGAAUCAGACGGGCGUACGAAGCUGACAAGAAUGAAGUCGAGCGACGCCACAAACUCAUAUCAGGCUAGUUUGAAACUGCCGUAGCCUCUGUGCUUCUGCCGGUAGGAUGCUGCUGUCGAUAAGUU
This is a messenger RNA of Pseudogymnoascus destructans, 1846 nucleotides long. RefSeq lists its product as uncharacterized. Gene Ontology annotation, molecular function: hydrolase activity. The transcript has 2 exons. The record is from RefSeq and is a predicted model, not a curated record. NCBI's taxonomy places the organism in Eukaryota, Fungi, Ascomycota, Leotiomycetes, Thelebolales, Thelebolaceae. Bases 146 to 1390 code for a protein of 414 amino acids.